Phyllopteryx taeniolatus (common seadragon) is the source of this 3707-nucleotide messenger RNA. RefSeq names its product phosphatidylinositol-5-phosphate 4-kinase, type II, gamma a (gene pip4k2ca). NCBI's taxonomy places the organism in Eukaryota, Metazoa, Chordata, Actinopteri, Syngnathiformes, Syngnathidae. The record is from RefSeq and is a predicted model, not a curated record. The transcript has 10 exons. Bases 246 to 1508 code for a protein of 420 amino acids. Gene Ontology annotation, biological process: phosphatidylinositol metabolic process. Gene Ontology annotation, molecular function: phosphatidylinositol kinase activity.
AAAUCGGGUGUCUAUGUAUAUUUGACGUCUACGGUCAAGCAUGCAUGGUCAAUUUCAACUCGACUAAUGAGUCUCUUACGUAGUUGAAGUUGUGCUUUCGAAAAGUAGCGUACGCGUAUCACAUUCGGAGUUCGACGGCUGACCUUUGCUUGUCGUCGCAUUGGGAACAUUCGCUCGGUUAGCUGAGCAACAGUUCGCCUCCGACGUGUCUACGGACGGACGGGGAACCUGCUGCUGUGACUGCCAUGGCUUCGCUGGGCAACUCGGCGGCCACUUCCUUGAGUAGUAGUCCCAUGGUGGUGCUGGCGCCCAAGACCAAGACGAAAAAGAAACACUUUGUUCAGCAGAAGGUGAAAGUGUUCCGAGCCAGCGAGCCUGUCCUCAGCGUGUUCAUGUGGGGCGUCAAUCACUCGAUUAACGAUCUCAACCAGGUUCCGGUACCAGUCAUGUUGCUGCCUGAUGACUUCAAGGCCAACACAAAGAUCAAAGUUAACAACCAUCUUUUCAACAAAGAAAAUCUUCCUGGACAUUUUAAAUUCAAGGAGUAUUGUCCUCAAGUCUUUAGAAAUCUAAGAGAACGCUUCGGUAUUGAAGAUUUGGACUAUCAGGUGUCGUUGACCCGCAGUCCCCCGACGAGGAGCGUCAACGAGCAAGGAGAGGGGCUGCUCCUCAACUCCUAUGACCGUACUCUGAUCGUCAAGCAAAUCUCCAGCGAGGACGUGGCGGACAUGCACAGCAUCCUGUCAGAGUAUCACCAGCACAUCGUGAAGUGUCACGGGAGCACCCUGCUGCCACAGUUCCUGGGAAUGUACCGGGUGAGUGUGGAGAGUGAAGAGACCUACCUGAUUGUCAUGAGGAACAUGUUCAGCCACAGAAUGGUGGUCCACAGGAAGUACGACCUGAAGGGUUCUCUGGUGGAUCGGGAAGCAAGCGACAAAGAGCGAGGUAAAGAGCUUCCCACCUUUAAGGACAUGGACUUCAGAAACAACAUGCAGAAGGUGUACGUGACAGAGGAGCAGAAGGAGAAGUUAAUGGAAAAACUAAAUCGGGAUGUGGAGUUCCUGGUGAAGUUGAAGAUCAUGGACUACAGCCUGCUGCUGGGCAUCCACGAUGCAGGCCGGGCCGAGCGGGAGGAGGAGGAAUGCGAAGAGGUUUCCAACGAGGACGAGCAGGAGGCGGAGAACGGCUCGGCCCCCGGUCCCGCCGCAGGCUCUUACGGCACAUCUCCGGAGGGGAUCGCCGGUUACAUGUCCUGCUGCAAGCCUCUCGGGGCCGGGGAGUUUGACCCUUACGUGGACGUCUACGCUGUCUCCAGCUGCCCGGGCGCCCCUCAGAGGGAGGUCUACUUCAUGGGCCUGAUCGAUGUCCUCACUCAGUACGACACCAAGAAGAAAGCCGCUCACGCUGCCAAGACCGUCAAACACGGGGCGGGCGCUGAAAUUUCCACCGUACACCCCGAGCAGUAUGCCAAACGAUUCCGGGACUUCAUUUCUAACAUUUUUGCAUAAACUGAACACAGAACUCGGAGCCUCUUACCAUUGACCAAACUGUGUGCGCGCAGGCAAUAUUUUUAAUUGGUUGACAUGAAGAAAGACUACUUGGGUUGUUUAAACAGUAAAGUGUGCUUCAUAGUCAUAUAUAUAUAUAUAUAUAUAUAUAUAUAUAUAUUUUUUCCCCAGAUUUGCUAUCACUGUUCUUCUAAAAGGAAUGAAUCUGGAGCUGUAACUUACCUUGAUCAGUCUUCAAGUGGGCAACAGAGUUUCUCCCAUGAAAAUACCUUUACACUAAAAACUACUUUACAUUUCGAAAGAAAUUGCCUUUUCAAAGUUGGCCCUUUUUGGAAAUUUGUCAUUGUGCCAGGAGAGGCCGCUGUUGUUUAGUGGAGCUGCAGGUGGCAUUCAAGUCUCGUGGCAAUUGCAUAGCCUCCCAUUGAGCCAUUAAAACUGCCCAUUGUCAUCACGUCUCCAACUCCAUCAUGACAAAGUCAAUUCCGUUUUGCAAAAACCUGCGGACGUACAGUACAUUCCGGGAAGUCCGAGCUUCACAUUUUUGUUUUCCAAGUAAAUGACAUGAUGGUAUUUUGGAGGCCGCACGGCAGACGUGAAAGUGGCAGUAACUUUCUUACGGGAAGCUCGGCAAGAAAGUGAAUAUGGGAAUUCCUUAGUCUUGAAUGGCGAUAACCGAAGAAACCUUACAAAGUAACGCGUUACUCCAAAAAUUCGGUUCCGGUGACGUCAUAAGUAAUCUAACGCGUUCCUUUUUAUAUUGGAGUCGUCCGAAUACAGUUACUUUGAUUUAUCUGCCAAUAGUUAUUUUUUUCUUCCCGAGAACCAGAGCUUAAUAUCCUUUUGAUAUUAAAAUAUGCCAUUUUUGCUUUGGCAUCAGAUAUUAAGCAUUAACAAACUACAGUGCUUGGGAACGUGAGGCAAGUCGAUAACCAAGACACUUGAUUCAGUCACAGCGCAUGUCAUAAGUGUAGCCCAAUUUUCAGCCUCUGUUUUAGAAAUGACUAAUAAAACGACGACGACGACUAUCCAGAACUAAAAUGCACCCAACGACUAACUACAAUAUCAAAAAAGGCGACAUCUUCCUAAACUGAGCCGUCUGAGGCAAUGGCGUCACGUGAUGUGUUGCAUGUUUUCCGCACACGGUCGACUCACGUGCACCCAAGCAGGCAGCGGCGCAAAAACAUUGGACGGGGGCGAGGGAUUGGCACACUUAAACUGGAAAUACAGCCGCUACUUGGAGUUUCUCGAAAGAGGACAAUACGAAGGUUCGUUGUACGUUAGGCGCACGCACGCACACACACACACGGUUGCCUUCAUGGACCCCCAGACAAUCGGCAGGGGUGCUACAGUGUGUCUGUCUGUCUAUCUAGCUAUCAGUUAAGAGUCUUUAAAGAACUGUACUUGUUUGUUUAGGUGGCUAGUUGGUAUGUCAAGUCUGCACUAAGUUGCUCAUUUAAUGUGGCUUCAACUACACGUAUUUAAGUUAUUUGUUCAUGUUGAUAGCAUUCUGUAACUUGACGUACAUUACAUGAAGUAAUGGGUGCAGUUAAGCUAAUGCUUUUUUUGUACUGUGGAUAAGUGAUAUUCCUGCCACUUGACAGCUGCUGAAAGUAACUACAAAGUUUUACUUUUAAGAUCAAGUAAUCAGUAAAGUAACUAAGUUACUUUUUCAAGGUAACUGUGGCAACACUGACCAGCACAUACACGGAGGGCCAAAUGAGUAACUUCCUUCACAGUGAGGCAUGCAGAAUUUGCACUUGACUGUUUGUUUGAAAGGAUUACCAUACAUGCAAAUAAAAGGCAUAGAGAAGCAUAUUUGACUUGGUAAAUAUUUAUUUGAAUUUAAAGCAUAUCGUAGUGGUAGUUUAUUGAAGACGGUGUAAUGUUGUUUUGUAAGAAAUCUAGCAAUACAUUCGGUAGGUAUUUGGUCAUAUUGCAGAUUUAGUGACCGGCAAUGUUUAAUUCUGCAGCUCAGUAGCUUAGCAGUUGCCUGAAUAUCAUGCAGUAUUAAAAAAAAAAAACUGGCAAGGUAAAAACUGUACUGUUUGAGGUCUGCUCUUCUCAAUUGAUUGUAUUUUUGUAUUCAGAAUAUCAGCAUUUUGACCAAAAUAUAUUUUACAAAUUAUAAAACAGGUCUGAGUUGUCACUUGUGUUCAUUCUUACUAACAAAGUUAAAAUAAAAAAAUACAACAGUCCUGA